This is a messenger RNA of Engraulis encrasicolus (European anchovy), 3583 nucleotides long. It is a transcript of the gene vwa3a, whose product is annotated as von Willebrand factor A domain containing 3A. Lineage: Eukaryota; Metazoa; Chordata; Actinopteri; Clupeiformes; Engraulidae. The coding region runs from base 41 to 3583 and encodes 1180 amino acids. The record is from RefSeq and is a predicted model, not a curated record. The transcript is spliced from 32 exons.
CUUGUGCAACACGCAUUCUCAUCAGGAUAGUGGGUAUGAAAUGAACUCCCAUGGAGCAGCGCUCUCCAAGGGACGCCCAGAGAGAUGCGCUCUGCCAGGCCUGACAGCAGAUGAAGAUGACGGCCUUCUAGUCACAAGCAUCAAUCACACCAAGGACCUAAUGAGGAUGUCCACACUGCACUGGGCUGAGGCGGGCGUGUGCCAGAGCUCGGCGUCCUGGUUGGAGUCCAACAGCCUGCGGAGCUGCGGCCUCUCCCUGCCUCACUUCCUGUCCGGCUGCUGCUCCCGUUCACCUGGGCCCACAGGUGAUAAACUGGAUAUCUUUGCAGAAGAACUCCAAAACUUUGAGCUGGAGCUCUACCAGAGGAUUGAGCUUUACCACAGCAGGAUCAGAUGGCUGACGGAGGGAAGCCGGAAGGUCUUUGGAGUCGUGAGAGGUUCCAAGGUCGCUGUCUUGGUAGACACCUCAGAUGGGAACUGCUCCGCAGACAGACUGGUUGACUUUCAGAGGAACCUUCUGGAUCUGCUCGACAAGCAGCUGAGGCACAAGAGUGAAAUCUGCCUCAUCUCAUUUGGGUCAGAGGCGACCUCGCUGUGGGAUGGCCUUAGAGACACCUCUCCACUCAGGCUGCGUGAGGGGAGCCAGUGGGUGCUGCAGCUGGGCCCUAGUGGAGGCUGUGGGCUACUGCAGGCUCUCCACACAGCUCUGGCCCUGCAGGACAUAGACUCACUACUCAUCAUCCUGGGCUCCUGCCCUGAUCAGCCUUCGGCGCUCCUCUGUGACGUCAUGCAGCAAUGCUUGCUGGGAAGGCAGGUGUGCGUCCAUGCUGUGGCCUACUGCGGUGCUUCUCCUGGCACUAUAGAAAGUGUGAAGAGGCUUGCGGAAGCCACACAGGGUAGCUACCACCUGUUCUCACCUUCACUGGGUGUGCUGGACGACAGCACUGAUCUGGAGCUGCUGUGGGCUGAAAUCAAAGCUGCCAGAGAUGUCCUCAGUCACGUCCACAGCGUGCGCUCUGGACAUGUGGAAGACACUGAGGUGGUGAGAGGAAUAGAGGAUAUGUCACUGUCUGAGAAGACGACCGGGACAAACCAGCUCAACGGCCCUUUAAACAUCCAGCCCAAAGGCCUGCUGCCCGUCACCUCACUGGAGUGGCUGAAGACCCACGGCCUGAGAGCUCAGAAGCUGGGGCUGUACCAAGUGCUGGCCCCCAAUGCCUAUUCUGCUCUCCAGGAGUAUGUGCCCAUUUUGGGGAAGACGGUAACAGCAACUGUGCAUGAGAGAGCGAUGGUGCCGUUUGAGUGGCAUGAUGGGAGUGUGAAGAAUCUUCAUGUGGACCUGCCCCAGCUCUUCCAGUACCAGAAGCGUCUGCGGAGAGCCAUGCGGGAGCUGGAGAGGAGGCUGCAGUGGCUCAACAGUACGGGCAGCAGGCAGAUAUGGGGCACAGUGUGUGAGGCCAGGGUGCAUAUUCUGGUGGACGUUUCGAGCCCUAAUGAGCGUCACUGGCUCCACGUGCUGCUCUGCCUCCGUCUGCUCCUGGAGGAACAUCUCAGCAGCCAGCAGAGCUUCAAUGUCACCGUGUUUGGUACGGAGGUGGCGUCCUGGAGAGAAGCCCAGGUUCCUGUUUCUCACAAGAGCCUUCAAGAGGCCUGGCAGUGGCUCCAGGGCUGCCAAUGUGCUGGGGGCCGUAACACCCUGGGGGCCCUGAGGCUGGCCCUGGAGGGGGACCCUCACCACGCUAGGGCCACCACACAGCCCCAGGGCCUCUACCUCUUCACCACCGGAGUGCCUGACCAGGACAUGGCAGCAGUGAGUGCAUACGUCUCUGAGUGCUGCAGCACUGUGGAUGCCAGGCUCCACGUCUGCCUCUUCACUGACCCCCAAGGGACCCCCAGCAGCAGCCCGUCACCCACGCACCCCCUCUCGUCACCCACGCACCCCCUCUCGUCAGCCACGCACCCUCUCACAUCAGCAGACACCGCCCUGGCACUGCGGACACUGGCGAAGGCUGGGAGGGGCCGCUUCCACUGGAUCAGCCCGACAGGCAUUGUUGAAAGUGAUGACGUCAACACCCUAAUUGGUGAGAUGGAAAAGGCUGCUUGUUAUUGGCAGAAGGUGAGAGUACGUCUCUCAACUCAACACCUACAUGCUGUACAUUGCAGUGAGCUGGUGGAGACCCUCAUCCAGAGGACCUCUGGCAGGGCUCCGGGUGCAGGCCAGGCUCGGCCGAGCAGCGCCCCAGUCAAGAGUGCCCUAUCCGGGGCACAACAGCACAAACUCCCCCCACCCCGACCCACCCUGCUCACCCUCACUCGACUGUCAAAUAAGGAUAACAGCCUAAUCAAAGCCUCCCCACAAAGAGCUCUAUCAUGGCGGCCAAGCAGUGCCAAGGCUGUUAUCCCCCCAGCCAAGCCUGUGAGUGGCUGGAAGCCAGUGGAGAGUGACUGCAAAGGAAGGAAAGUCAAAGCAUCUCAGUCAUUCUUCUUCUUAGAGGAUGGGAGUAUGGGUAUGGUUUUUAAGGCAUACCCAAAGGCGCGAAGAACCCGAAAAGAGAUCGUGUCAGCGAAGCUGCCAAAGCGUAAUGACAUUUGCACAACCAAAAAGUGGCUGAAGCAGUAUGGGAUCAGGAGCUUGAGGCUGGAUCUCCACAAGUUGGUCUCAGGGCCUGACUGCGUUCACCAUAAGAAACUCGUACAGCUCACCGAGCAGAAAGGCACCACAAAAUACUGCGCUGUCCUUCCCAGUGUGGAGCUGAACGGCCGCGUGAGGCAUCUGCAGAUGAGCCCGGGGGAGCUGCAGCAGUAUGUGUGUGAGGCCCAGAGGCUGCUGCUACUCUACCACCACAGGAUGCACUGGCUGCUCUCCGGGAGUCGGCGUGUGUUUGGCGUGGUGGUGGAAAGGUCCGCGUGUUUCCUGCUGGACGUGUCCGGCUCCAUGGCCCCACACCUGCCAGAGCUGCAGAGGGAGCUGGCCUCACUGAUCUGGGAACAGCUGCACGGCCAAGGAGUCAGGUUCACCCUGAUGGCGUUCUCUGGGGACGUGAGGCCCUGGCGUGCGGAGCUGGUGGAACCCUCUGAGGACUCCUGCAGGCUGGCUGUUGAUUGGCUGUCCCAGCUCACCUGCCACGGGGGCACCUGCACUCUGGAGGCCCUGCAGGCUGCGUGUGCGUUAGGAGACUCAGUGGGCUGCUACCUGGUAAGCGAUGGGCGUCCCGACUCCAGCUGCGGGAGGGUACUGCGGGAGGCAGAGAGGCUGGCAGCCCACACUGGCAUCACCAUCCACACCAUCGCCUUCCACUGCCCACACAGCGCCGAAAAGGAGUUCUUGAAGACACUGGCGCAUAAGACGGGUGGCCGCUUCUGCUGUGCCCAUGAAGAUGCCCACGCCGCAGAGGGCCUCACGUCUCCUGAGCACUGGGGGAGCGAACUGACAGAUGCACAGGAGCUGGCAGCAGUGCCUGCGUUUGAGGGCGACGACUUGAGGAGACUGGGGCAGGAGAUGAGGAAGCUGCUGCAGUUCCAGAGAGAGGCGCGUGGUUUCAGAAACACCCUUUUGGAGAAGAAAGACCAUGAAGUAACUUGA